AUGGCUGUGAAUUUCGAUACUUCGUCGGAAAAGGAGACCGGCCUACUCCGUUUCCUCAAGAGCCAGCUCUUUUUCACACCACCGCCUAUUACUCGGGAAGAAGUCGAUCUCACUGGCAAGACAGCUAUAGUUACCGGCGCAAAUGUAGGCUUAGGGUUAGAAUGCGCCCGCCAACUCCUCGACUUGGGAUGCAAGGUAAUUCUUGCCGUGCGUAGCCAGUCGAGAGGCGAAACCGCGCGUCGACACCUCGCCCAAGGCCGCGACGCGCAAUGGACGGAUAUCGAAGUUUGGAAAUUAGACCUUAACUCAUACGACUCUAUCGUGGGUUUUGCUGAGCGCACCAAGACUCUUACAAGGCUUGACAUAGCGGUUCUUAACGCUGGCGUUUACAAAGUCGAUGAGUCUUUUAACAGCACCACGGGCUACGAGGAAGAUAUCCAGGUAAACUAUUUAUCCAAUGCUCUUCUCACGCUCCUGUUAGCGCCCAUCAUGGCAGAGAAGAAAACGGGGAAUUCCCCUGGACGUAUAGUCUUGGUGUCCUCCGGGAUAGCCAAUGCGACCAAAUUUAAUGAAAAGGAGUCGAAUCCAAUACUUCCCGCUUUUAAAAAGAAGAUGGAACCGAAGUGGCUGUUUAAAGAGCGGUAUGGCACAUCCAAAGUGCUUGUCCAAUUGUUUGUGGCAGAGUUAGCAAAGCGAGUUCCAUCUUCUGCCGUCGUCGUCACCGUCGCGAACCCUGGCUUUUGCCACGGAUCAGAAAUCAUACGCGACGGAGAGGGACGUUUUGUGGGCUAUUUAUAUAAAACUAUGAUGGCAACGGUUGGUCGUCCUUGCUCAGUCGGCGCUCGCAUAUACGUCCAUGCAGCUGUGAGCCCUAUGUUAGGCGAGACCGUCCAUGGGCAGCAUGUCGAGGAUGCAAUGCUUAGGCCUAUGGCACCACUGAUUUAUAAGCCCGAAGGCAAGCAGGCUGCUUCGAAAAUAUGGGAGGAGAUAAUGGAUGAAUUUAUGUUUGUAGGAGUCAGGCAGAUUAUUGACGGUCUCUCCAAGUCGGUUUAG
Daldinia loculata is the source of this 1053-nucleotide messenger RNA. Its product is annotated as NAD(P)-binding protein. NCBI's taxonomy places the organism in Eukaryota, Fungi, Ascomycota, Sordariomycetes, Xylariales, Hypoxylaceae. Bases 1 to 1053 code for a protein of 350 amino acids. The transcript is spliced from 2 exons. The record is from RefSeq and is a predicted model, not a curated record.